AUGGCGGACUUUGAGGAUCGGGUGUCGGAUGAAGAGAAGGUAAUAAGUUGUCCGGGGAAGAGCAGAGGGCUGUUUCUGUGUUCUUCGGGCACAAAACGAUUAUUUUGUGCACAUAGCGAAGCGGUAUCCUCCUCCUUGGUUCUUCUUGCUGGUGUUUCUAAGGCUCCUGAAAGUGUGAAGCCUCGUGAGCUGAAGGUUCCUUUUACUUCCUCGAUUUCGAGAGACUCGUUUUCUCUGCUUUUUUCCCCCACCCGCCGUGUCUCUUUUAAUAAGUUCAACUGCAAGAACAUUCGCCAGUGCCUCUUUCGACUGAUGGGGGACUAAAUUGUAUGACAGGCUGUCCCCGAUUUCCCGUUUUAUUGACAUCUUCCUUUGCUUUAUGGGAAAAUGCAUACGCUCAUCUACGAUGCUGCUCUGAUCGCCUGAUAUUUAGUUACCGGUUUAUUUGUUUUACCGGUCCGGUAUUUAUUUACUACAUCUUAAUCUUGACUGUUUUAUCGUCACAACAACCUGUGGCGGGGAUUGUGCUGUUCUUGUGAAGUGACAACACUUAUGAACGUUAUAUUGCGCUUCUGCUGUUGCAGUGCCCCUUGAAGGAAUUCCCCAGUGUAGGAGAAAUCCCAAUAUUGUUAGCCUAACAAAAUAACAUUUCUUGCUAAGAAAUGUAGUAUUGAACCCACAGUACUCAUUUUGUUCUCUCAGGGACACAGGUGAGCGAUUUUUGUGGAGAGCUGAGGAGCAGUUUGAAAGGAUUGUUAUCUCCUAUGUAUAAAUUUCAUUGUUGACCCUGGAGAAACAGGUUUUACACGUUUCAAAACAAUUCGCCAGGGUCGGCAUUGGGGCAGAAGAAAUGUGUGUGCCAUAUAGGAAGCUAUAUUUCUCAAUCACUUUCAGCUAUCCUAUUUGGCAGGGGGUUGGACUCGAUGGCCCUUGUGGUCUCUUCCAACUCUAUGAUUCUAUGCCUGUCCAGUCUACAAACAUGUCUCUUGAUCUUUAAUGGAAUAUGCUUUUGACCCAGGGAAUUUUUUCUUUUGCAUUUCUGCUAUGCCAUCAGAGCACCUCUCACAUGGGAAGGAAUACAAAGGAGUGCUACAUCCAGGCUAUGGAAUUUGUUUGAUCAAAUAAUAGUAGGUGUGCUUAUACAUGAAUUAUAAAAAUGUAAGGAAAUAAUUGGCCUGUGCUUGAGGCAGGAGGUGGAAGCAGUUGAGUGACAGGAACAGUGUCAUACAGUUCAGUGUAGUUACGUUAGUUUUUUUGCCUUACUUGUGGCUCCUAGACACUUUCUGAGGAAAUACAAUCAUCAAACCUUCUAGUGUUCUAAUAAAGGUAAUCUUAUUUGCUUUCCACCCAAGUGUUUAGCUAGUGACUUGGAAGCAAAUGCUUGUUUGAUCUGCAACAUAGCUGAGAGAACCAUGCCAGGUAAAGAAUGGCAUGGGUGUAUGUGUGUGAGAGCGCAUACAUACUACUGCAGCUAAUACAGGACAUAUACCUACCUUUCUGUUUCUAAUCAGUUUUCUUCUAACUAAGUCACUUGCAAGGAAGUGGAAAUGCAAAAUGCUGAUCGCUUUACAGAUAGAUUUGAUGGACUCUUUUGCUCCUGGAGCUUUAUCCUAUAGUGUUCAAUUUGAGGGGGGGUGGAAUAUCCAUGAUUAUGACAUCUUGACAGCAGGAUAUGAGAAACAAGGUGUGUGAAUACUUGUCUGAGAUCGAACAUGGUAACUAGGCAGUUUCUUGUCCCUUCUUUCCAGUUGCACAUAAGCAAAUCGUGUAAGUAUGCACAUCAUUUUUGUAGCUCUUCUCUGGUCAUGAGCAAGCAUCUUAAAGCUAGUCAGAAAGCUAGGGAAACAGACAUCCACUCCAUUCAGUGAUUGCUGCUAAUCUGCAGAAGUUGCAUUUUUGCUUACUUUAGCUUACUUUGGCUACUAUGGCAGAUGACACAGAAAGUUGAACAGCAGCAAAUGAGACCUUGUUUUUAUACUGUAGGCCCAGUCUUGGCAUUUAAUGACUUAUAAAGUUCUGCUAAUUUCUCCACUGUCCAAAUGCUAUUCCUUUCAGUUUAUAGUACUUAAUUUAAAUCUGAGUGAAAACAGUUCACAAAGUGCACAUCAAAGAGUUCUUUAUGCAAAAUUACGGUAUUCGGAUAGUAAGGUAAAGGGACCCUUAUAGGUCCAGUUGUGGACGACUCUGGGGUUGCGGCACUAAUCUCGCUUUACUGGCCGAGGGAGCCGGCAUACAGCUUCCGGGUCAUGUGGCCAACAUGACUAAGCCACUUCUCGCGAACCAGAGCAGCGCACAGAAACACUGUUUACCUUCCCCCCAGAGCGGUACCUAUUUAUCUACUUGCACUUUGACGUGCUUUUGAACUGCUAGGUUAGCCGGCGCAGGGACUGAGCAACAGGAGCUCACCCUGUCGCGAUGAUUCAAACCGCCGACCUUCUGAUCGGCAAGCCCUAGGCCACAGCGCCACCCACGUCUCUUAUUCGCAUAGUAAAGAGAUGCAAAAAAAAUUGGGCUGAGGGCACCAUGAAACCUAGAAUCUGUAUAGUAAGAAAUUACAAGGAAGUGUUGAUUUGGAUACAUUGCAUAGUUUAAAACCUGCAGGUUAUGUAUUGGGAAUUUCAGCUUUAAAUUUAGUAAGAUUGCUGUAGGACAUGGCAAUGAAUUGCUAAUUCAGCAAAGGCUAGAAUUACUGUAGUCACAAUAUUCGAUUGCAGUCUGUCUGAAUAUGUAGAGUCUGCAUGUACCCAUGACAACCCAAAUACAGUAACAUUUAUUUUGGUGCAUUUUCUGCUCUAGAGAAGGGAAAUCAAUUUCUUCCAGCUUUGUUUUCAUGUGAAAUUGAAGCAGAUGGGGACCUGUCUGCAUUAGUACACUAAGAAAACAGAAGUCAAAAUUGCAGGUUGUUGAUAAGCUUGAAAAUAGUGCUUACCUCACCAAAUAACUAGAACUUUGCUCAGUUUAACAAAGGCAAAUGCAUUAUUUUUUAGCUUAGCCAUAGCUGCUAUGCCUUUAUUUUUCUAAAGAAAUAAUAUAAGGCUGUGUGAUUUAAUGUAUAUGUUUGUUUUUCCCUUGCAGCUUGGACACAUUCAUUGCUUGAUAUAGGUAUCUUGUCAGAGAGAAUGGAAAUGAAAAUAGAUUUCAGCACACUGAUGAACACACACUUUUUGAUUAGUUGAGUUUGGAUCUGAAAUCUGAAAACAAUCAAAAAAGUUUUAGUACCCGUGAUGAAUUUGAUAGGACUGUGUCCACAAUAGAUUUGUGUUUUAAUAAGUUGCUAUUAGUUGGAUUAUAAAAGACUGCAAAAGCGUUGUAUUCCUCCUCCUCCCACCCUGCUUUCAGUUUCUCACUUUGUCUGCUUGUUAUUUUUUGGGUACCCCUGAGAGAUAAUUGUAGGUGAAGAUGGUCAAAUGAGGGGAAAUGGAUCCGAUACUCUCCAUUGAAAUGAAUCCUGGUGCUUGUUAGACAAAGUAAUAUGUUCUUUGAGCACAGUAUUUGUAGGAGUGCUUUAAUGCAACCAGAGCGUCAUGCUUACUGCUUACAGAUGCACUUUCUAAUAAAAGCACAUGCUAUAGUUUGAAGGAGACUUUCAGCCAUCUAGGGCAAUGCUCGGGAAAGUCUUAGGGGAAAUUAUUUCUAGACGUUGCUUUUCAGUAAUUUUCACCAGGGAAUUAUUAAUGCCCCCCCCCCCAAUUGACAGCAGUGGCAGCUUGGUAGUGGUGGGAGGAUAUACUCCAUUCCUUGUUCUUCUUUUAUAUAGAUUCAUGUUUCAGAAUCAAAAUAUAGCAGUCCCUUUUCUUCCUUGGCAUUAUGAUAUGAUAGACACUGUGUUCCAGUUCUGUUACAUACACCAAAAGGCAGAGGAGGCUUUGUUCCCAGCUAUGUGCCUCUCAGGGCUACAUCUAUGUGGGUGGAGUUUGGGGGGGGAGGAGGAUAGGAGCAGGUUUCUUUUGGAUAAUAUGGUGCUGCAGUAUGUAUUAGGCCAACUUGUGUAGUGCUCUUAGAAUCAUGACAGUACAACUGUGCAUCUGUUUCAGGUCCAAUGAUGCUUACAUGGGGGGUUGGGAGAGGGGAAGUACCUCUAGUGGGGGGACACGAUGUUCUCCUUCUGGGGGUAGUCUUUCCACCUUUGGUCCCAGCCCUGCCACUCAGCUCUUACCUAGAAGCUGUCAGCAUGAGACAGCGGCCACACUCCAGGAAACAGCUUCAAAUGGCCGGCCAAACCAGGUGAGGGUGGCUGAUGAGUCUCAAACCCUACAUGGACUUCCCCUACAUGCAAAGACAGGUUCUGGUGAAAUGAGCAAAUGGUGGGUCCAGUGGUCAAGAAGGUAGUUUCUGCACAUGUUGUAGAGGGAAAUGAGGGGCAGAUGGGGCUCGUCUACCUCGGAAGGUAACCAUAGGAGAAGAAAUACAGUGGUAUAUGGGUUGACAAACGUAAUCCGUUCCGGAAGACCAUUCAACUUCCGAAAUCUUCAACAACUGAGACGCAAUGGGUGGUCAGCAAAUUCCAUUGAGAAAAUGGAGAAACAGGCCUUGGAAGCUGUUUGACUUCCGAGGCUCGUUCAAAAAUGGAAGCAUUCACUUCUGGGUUUUCAGCAUUCAGGUUCCGAAUCGUUCGGCUUCCGAGAUGCUCAAAAACUGAGGUUCCCCUGUACUCUGAUCCUAAACCUCUGCUGCCUUGAGGGGUAUCUUUGGGAGAAGAACAUGCUAAGGGAUAAACCCUCCACAAAUCCAGAAUGGAGUCCCUAAGAUGGUUGUAUGGCACCUUGUACAGCUAAGCUGGUGCCAAAUGUAUUGCUUUGCUUUCCUUUGGACCACAUCAGCGAGGAGUGUGUGUCUUAUCAUCUGGGCAGCCCAGGACCUCCAUACACAUUGCCCUGGCUUGCACCCUCAGGAGGUCACUUCACUGUUGGUAACACAGUGGUUUGACUUCACUCCCGGAGGCAUGCACCAUUCUCUCGAGACAGACGGAUGCCAACAACAACAAAGCUUGUUUUUAUCAUCUAACUAGGCAUGCUAAUGUUUAAAUACAAUAAAAUCUGCCUUGGAUCCACGUCAUGUGUUUUUUUCUCCUCUGACGUGUUAAAAUUUGGAAAAAUCAUAUAGAUAGUAGCUUUGUGUGAUGGUGGGAGUGUAUUUUUGCUGAGCCAAUGCCACUUGGGAAACUCGCAUAGAUCAACUUGUUCACUCACCUGUGUAGGACAAUUGAAUACAGGCAGUAACCCAGGCUUCCUCAAACUCGGCCCUCCAGAUGUUUUGAGACUAAAAUUCCCAUCAUCCCUGACCACUGGUCCUGCUAGCUAGGGAUCAUGGGAAUUGUAGGCCAAAAACAUCUGGGGGGCCGAGUUUGAGGAAGCCUGCAGUAACUAUUUCAUGCAGGGGUUCUGUUCCCAGCCUCCAUGCGUGUCAGUGGAGCAUGUAUAAGCAUGCCACACCCCGUUCCACCCUCUUCUGGGUCCAAAAGGACCCGCUCAUCAGCAAUCACAUAUCAGUUGGACCUGGCUAAAAUGGUCACCGCCUGUAUAUGAAGUGGGCUUUAAUAUCUAUGGCUGUAAUCCUAUGUUUGCUUCCCUCAGAGAAAGUUUUGUUGCUUUAUGUACAGUGGUGCCUCGCAAGACGAAAUUAAUCCGUUCCGCGAGACUCUUCGUCUUGCGGUUUUUUCGUCUUGCGAAGCAUGGCUAUUAGCGGCGCUUAACGGCUUAGCGGCUAUUAACGGCUUAGCGGCUAUUAACGGCUUAGCGGCUUUAAGAAAAAGGAAACGAACUCGCAAGACGUUUCGUCUUGCGAAGCAAGCCCAUAGGGAAAUUCGUCUUGCGGAACGACUCAAAAAACGGAAAACUCUUUCGUCUAGCGAGUUUUUCAUCUUUCGAGGCAUUCGUCUUGCGGGGCACCACUGUAUAUGUAUUACUUGCAAUGAAGUUUUUAUUCAACCAUCUUUUUAUAGCCUAGAAAACAUGAAACUUAUCCUAUAUCAAUCUCAAUCCCUUGUACUCAUUUCUAGUCUAGAUAUCCCUAAUAUCUCUUUAGAUUGGUAUCCUUUGUACUUUAGGAGGAAUUUGAAGUCCCUCAGACACCUCAUAACUGUUCUGAUUUAAUGCUGACCUGGAGCAUUUGCUUUCCUAACCAGGCAUCCUCUGCAAAUGAAUUGCAUCACGACUGUGGGAGAUAUGUAGUAAGCACAUAGAUGUCUGAAUCCCAUUAAAAAAAAACAAAAAAACCUUUGAGGCAAUCUGACAGAACUGCAGAUAUUCCUGAAGUCAACAGGAGAGUAUUAUUAUUACUUCUGCCAAAGUCUGCCAUCUUAUGAUCAAUAGUAAAAGAACUAUUACUUGAAAAUAUUUUUUUCACUUUGACUGCCAUUUGACUCAAUUUACUUGGAUGUUCAUUUGAUGUGAAAACUAGGCCUGUUGAUAUAUAACGUGGACCUUAGGAUAUCAGUCACAAAUUUUGGGGAUGUUAAAUUUUUACAUUGUGUACGUUUAUAUGGAAGAGAGGACAUGACAACAGAUAGUAGAUCAUAAGAAAUUUGUUUUAAUACCAGAAGGGACAAUCUCUCUUCUUUAGGGUAUCUAUACCUGUAGCAGUUGUGUUGAUGAGGAAGUUUCAACAUCAUAAUCCUGCAUAAAAUGGAAAAUCUGAAUCUUGUAUACAUGACUGGGAAAAGUACAGAAGCUCUAACUUAGAUUGUCCCCUGUGGUUUAAGUCUUUCAGUGACCCAUUUUAUGCAUGUUGCAGUUUGCUGUUGCCCACCCCCCAAAAGAGGAACAUAACUAAUUAGUUUGGGGUUUCUCAAAUGGGAUAACCAGGGACUUUCAAGGGCACCAGUUUGCACUGUUAACUGGAUUGCAAUAUGACUCUGCUGUGGCUGCACCUGUUGCAACCAUGCAUGUUGUGUGGCUUCAACUGCAGCCACUGCUAAAUAUCUGUUUAAGAGCACAGACUGAAGCCCAUCUGAUUUAUUUGCAGGUGCGUAUAGCUGCAAAAUUCAUCACUCAUGCACCUCCUGGGGAAUUCAAUGAAGUGUUUAAUGGUAAGUUAAAAAAACAAAAUGAUUCAUAUAAGUUCUCCAUUUUAUCAGUUAACAAAAAAAUCAUUGAAUGCCUAUGAGGCUAUACUGAACUAUUUAAGACCAAAGUUCUUGCUGUUGGGGUUACUGUCAUUCAGAAAUAGGGAAUUUGGUGUUUUUAAUAAAUAAACUCGCCUUUAAAAUGUCUUCUGUACCAAAAAUUGCGGAUUGCUUGUGAGUGUCUUGGCUUUUGGUGGUCUUGCAUUUUAUAUACGUAGGUCUGUCCCCAACAUCUUAUUUUUUGUGUGACAGGGCAAUUGGGGCUAUGCAAACAAAUAGCUGCUAUGCUGCUGCCUGAUUCAAGUAGCUGGGAAGGAAGAUAAAACUACAUAUGCUGCUUCCUGCUGAGUGAACAUGAAUGCUUUUGUGGUGCCAAUAUACAUGUAAAGUGGGAACUUCAGUUGUUACUUACUAUUUACUAAUUUUUUAUACCGCACUUCAUCCAUAGAUCUCAGGGCAGUUCACAGCAUAAAGUUACCUCCGGUAGUUCAUAAAGAAAAGGUGUUCAGGAGCAGCACUUGAACUGUCCAAGUAGCACUUGUAUUUUUGUCAACUGCCUCCUUAGUAACUUUCAAGAUUAUGGGUCUUCUCUGGAGCCAUUCAUAGAAAUGCAAAAUUUCGCACACAAAACUUAUCUGUCCUCCAGUGUGCUCCUUUUUGGUAUCCAAUAUCAUUGUAGUAGAGAAUUCCAGCCUGGUUUUUGUUUAAGAAAUAAAGGGGGUGGGGUUCUGAUUCCCACCCGGCCAGUCAGCUGUUUGCUUAGGUUCCAUCUAAAAAUGGGUGUAUAAUUGAUUUCCCUCCACUCCAGUCUGAAUAGUUCUUUAACUCUUUGAAACCUAAUCCUUUGACAUAUACUAUACUAAGAAAAAUACUGCCUCAAAAGGAAAUACCUUUCAGAAGUACUCACUAUAUCAGAGGAUAUUCUAAAUGCAACACACUUUCUUUAUUUUUCUGUUAGAAGCUCUCACAUUCCUAAAAAAUGAGAACGAUUUUUUGUCAACAAUUUUUUUUGUAUCCAAUCCAAACAAUUUGUUGUUCAAACAUUUAUCUGUGUGCUAGUAAACAUUAUAUUGAAGCAGUGCAAUUGUUGCUCAUCUGUAUGAAUGUUUUCUUCUUCUUUUUUAGAUGUCCGGUUGCUGCUUAACAAUGACAAUCUUCUUAGGGAAGGGGCAGCCCAGUAAGUACCCCUUAUUUUAUGUUAAGAUCCGUGUUGCCUCAAGCUAUGCAAUUUGUUCAUAAACCACUUCAGUAAAGCUUGAAAUAGGAGGGAUGGAGGGAUUGUUGAAUAUAAUUGUUUCCAAUACUGAAGUGAGUUUGUUCACUAUAAACCUGCCAACUAUAGAAAUUGUAUGCUUUCUGCAGUGGUGAAAUAUUAAUAGAGGCCCAUAAUUUGCAAAUAUGUUUGAACACAGUAGGGCUAUGUGUGUUUUCUUUCUGCAGAGUCAGGAUCUAAUAUUUCCUUACUUGUUUUCUGUCUCUUACAGUGCAUUUGCCCAGUACAACAUGGAUCAGUUCACUCCUGUGAAGAUAGAAGGAUAUGAUGAUCAGGUAAAUUAUUCUCCUUUCGAUUCUCCAUGGUGUUUGCAUAUUGAACUUCAUGUGUAACUAGAUAUUAAGACCUCCUCUGUGCCUGGUCUCCCCUGCCUCUCUUUAUGCUUGCAAAAUGCUUGUUCUUGUGGGAAUGAUUAAAGGUUGGAGAUCUUGGGAUGUCAUUCAGCUUGCAUAUAUUGGCACUGGACAUCACGUGUGUGGUGAAGGAGAGAAUUUUGAGCAUGCCUGUAUUUUAAUGCUCUAUAAAAAAGUGUAGUUUUUAAUAUGUGGCGCAGUGCUGCAUUAAAGUAUUGAAUCUGGUGAGAAGCUGGAAAGAUUAUGGCUGGCUUCACUGCUUGCUGCCCAAAACCUCCUCCAACUCCCCCUGCAGGAACAGGAAGCUCUAUAGCCUCAGGAGGGGUGGAAUAGGGUGAAGACAAGACUGCACCCCAGCUAAGGGGAAUGUGACUUCUGGCUACAUGUUGGGGAAAGCAAGCAGGUGAUUCAUCAUGUGCACAAGCUUUCCUUAAAGGUGCUUCAACCAUAUGUUCCCUCCUCCUGCCAUACCUCUUGCCAUCUCGUUACUCACCCAGAGGACUGAAUCGUCAAGCAGCAACUAAGCAUGGCUGGCUUUAAUGCCUUUAAGGCAGUAUCAUCUUGAAUAAACUGUAGGUAUCCAGCACAGCCUUGAAACCUCUUCAGGUCUGAAGGUGGACUUGAUACCAGCAAGGUAGUGAAGCAAGAAGAGGACAGCUGGAGCAAAGGGAGAAAACGCUUCGUCAAGGGCAUUGAGGUGGAGUGACAAUGAUGGGAGGGGGAGGGCUUACCAAGUUUUGUGGAGAAUAUACUAAUUAAUGUUGAGUUUGAAAAGAGAUAUAAGGUUUCCUGUUCAGCAAAGCUGUUGAGUAGUCUCUUCCUUGAGGAAGAUGCUUGCCUCAUAGGGGUUUUCCACCUUCCCAGGAAGCUAGUGGUGGUGCAGGGUUACACAUCGGCCACUGAUAUGAUCCAGUUUUGUGCUUCUGCCUUUCCUUAACUUGGCCCUUUCAGAAUUGGGUUACUUAAUGCUUCUCAAGGGUCCCUCUUGCAAACAGAGAAGGAUCUAUUUAUUUAUUUUUUAAUGUACAGUGGUACCUCGGUUUAAGAACAGCCCUGUUUACAAACUCUGCAAAACCAGAAAUAGUGUCCCAGUUUGCAAACUUUACCUUGGGUCUAAGAAUGGAAUCCAAACAGUGGAAGGGCACCAGUGGCGGGAGGCCUCAUUAGGGAAAGUGUGCCUCAGUUUAAGAACGAUUUUGGUUUAAGAAUGGACUUCCGGAAUGGAUUAAGUUCGUAAACCGAGAUACCACUGUACCUGAAACAAGAGCCAAGGAAGCCUGUAAGAAGGUGCACUCACAAUGGCUUGCCAGUGUUCUAACUAUAAUAGUUUUUCUUUUUUUCUUUUUAAGGUUUUAAUUACGGAACAUGGUGAUCUUGGUAAUGGUCGAUUUCUAGACCCAAGGAACAAGCUUUCCUUUAAAUUUGAUCAUUUAAGGAAAGAAGCAAGUGAUCCCCAGCCAGAGGACACAGAUGCAGCGCUGAAGACCUGGAGGGAUGCCUGUGAUGGUGCACUAAGGGCCUAUGUGAAAGAUCACUAUCCACAUGGCUUCUGUACUGUUAAGUAUCCAAUGUUCUUCUCUGUUGACUCAUUGUUCUUAUGUUGACUAAUGUAAAGAACAGAAAAAGUUUGACUCUACCAGUGACAUAGAUGUCGUUAGCUAACAUUAUUAGCACUUUGUUUUUUCUGUGUUGCAAUGGGAGGUUAAAAAAGUGUGUGUGCUACUUACACAUGGCCUAGAAAUAUGAAAGCUGAAUUAAAUAACCUUGAAAUGUAUUUUAUAGGCUUCAAGCAACUCCAGCAUCUUCCCUAUUCUGGCUACAAAAUGGAACCAAAAUAUUCCCUCCCUUUCCCCCUUGACAGAAGGACAAGUGUAAAAUGGUGUUGUGCUUAAAUGACAUACAGUGUAUGUCUGACAUUUAAACAAAAUGGAAGAGAAAUCCAUUUGGAUAUGCAGGCAAAAAGGGAGUAUAGGAUAACAAAUUGGCACCCAAGUAACACAUCAUUAGUCAAUAAAGCAGGCUGUUGUGUUUCAGCCUGAUGCUCUUUAGAACUGGUUUUACCAAGAAAUUGGGUUCCCUUUGGAUGUUACAGCUGUUGCAUGGGAGCUGUUUUUCCAUGGGUUUAUUACAUAGUAUUGAUAGUAUUGAUGCACUAUUUACAAGUCUGCCAGCACAUGGACAGGACCAUUUGCAUAACUCUUGCUGCACAAUUGUCAUCUGACUGAAAUUGAGAUGACAGUUGGGUGGCAAUUUGUCUGCUGCUCAUGGUGGUGGGCCAUGCCUGGAAUAAACCUACAGAAAAGUGUAUCCCACUCUGCUGCUAUAAUAUCUAAAGCCAGGUGAGUUUGAAGUUUUUGUGUUCUCUUAUGUAAGCUUCUCUCCUGGAAAUAGGUUUACAGUAAGACAAUAGAUGGGCAGCCAACAGUCAUUGCUUGCAUUGAGAGUCACCAGUUUCAGCCCAAAAACUUCUGGUAAGCAUGUCUCUGAUACAUAAUCUUUAUUCAGCACAAAUUAAUCCACACUGGUCCAUCUUAUCCUUCAUGGCUUGAAAAAGGGAACUAUCUACUGUGACUUAAUGGACCACCUUCCCUGGAAGUUUAAAUUCCUCAGGGGCAGACCUGCUCUUCUUUGGACCAAACUAUGUGGACAUUAAAAAUGCAAAUAACAUCAGGUGGGGGCUGAUAAUCUUAAUCGUAGCAGGUGUAGAGGGGGGAUUUAACCCUUCCAUCCUUUGAAGCUGGCAUUUACAUUUGUGUGAAAUCACCCAUUGGCAUUAAUAGGGGAUUUCCACCCAGAGCAAGUCUCACCUUAAAAGGAAGGAUUUCCCUCAAAACCAAAGCACAUGAUGAAAGGCUUUCUUUGUCACCUGUGAUCCUGAUAAUCAUAUCCCAUCUAUGGUCUCAGAAUUUUUUAAAAAACCAACCUGCAUGUGAAAGACAAGGAGGCAUUUAAUAUCUAAUUUAGCUGAAUCAGAAGAGAGGCAGUAGCCUUACUUGUUUCAAAGCCCAAAGGCCUUAACUGUUGCUUUAAUCUACUGUCAGAAUAAAUUACCACAGGCAAAUGAUUUGUGUUUUGGACUAAGAGCACACUCCUAGUGCUCUUUUGUAUAACUCAAUUUUGCCUAUUUUGUUAUAAUUAACAAAAACAGUAGUUCACUGGAAGCUCUGCUUUCAGAAUGUGGAUAGAGUUCAGCUGUGAAGUAAUGUUCAUCUGCAUAGGAGUUGUCAGCUAUAUAAAUUCCAAGCAAAUAUGCCUGAACAAGUGAGACCAGUAAACAAUUAGCCUGCUUCAGUAAACCUAUGGUGGAGGGAGGACUUGUCCAGUUCACUUUUGCUCUAAGGAGCUAUUUGGUCACUGCAAGUGUCUGCUCUGUUUCUGUGUAGGAAUGGGCGCUGGAGGUCAGAAUGGAAGUUUACCAUCACACCACCUACAGCUCAGGUGGUUGCAGUGCUCAAGAUCCAGGUCAGUUAUACAGAAGCAAUGCCAGCAAAUGCAAUGAGGCUUCCUUCAGCAGUUUCUACAUGUCUUGGCUUAAAGAAAACCUUUCGGUUUAGUCUAGAAUGAUGAAAUUAGUGCUUUGUUGGUUGGUACCUUCCCAGAGUAGAACUUUCGAAGCUACAAGUUAACAUGCCUGACUGCAUAAAAAGGCUCUCACUGAUUUGCAUAGCCAAGAUGAAAUGUGCUGGAGCAUGAUGCAGCCCCACUUUGGUGUUUAAGGCAACAAAGCCCUGUAUUCUGCUUUUAUCUACAAUACAAUUGAAAUUGAGACUGAGCCUUUUUAAAAGCUUAUCGGCGGCAAAGUCUUUGUCAGGAUUCUUCAUGAUACAAUGGCUGUUCAAAAAGAAAGAUAUUAGUUGGAUCGUUUUUUAAAAGACUUUUGGGAAAUGAUGCAUAUUAUGAGAAGAAGCUAAACUGCUGUUGAGAUGUUUAGCUUUGGGGUUGGGAGCUGGAGCUUUCCCUUCUGCCUGUACAAUACUUAGCACAACAUAGUCCCCCAGGCAGAGGCUUAAAUACUGCUUAAAACUAUGGGUUUUAUUUUAAUCUAGGUGCAUUACUAUGAAGAUGGUAAUGUGCAGCUGGUGAGUCACAAAGACAUACAGGAUUCUGUAGCAGUGUCGGUGAGUGCAGCAAGUUUCCUUUAUACUACAUAUAAUUUUGCUUUCAAACCUGGGGGGGGGGGAGGAGAGAGGGAAGGCUUUCUUAGGAUGACAUUUUCAGUUCCCUUAGAAAUUUACAUGCAUAGCCCCUGCAGAUAUUCAUGCCUAACACAUGGAUAUCGGGGAGAACUGUGUGACCUUGGGAGUGGGACUGUUUCUAUCACUCAGGCCAAACUCAAAUAUCCAAGCAGUUCCUGAUGAGUGUUUGUGGGCAGCAGGGCAUUUGUAAGAAACACUCCAGGCUUCAGGAAGUAUUCUUUCUCCAGGCUUAAUGUCAGGAAAACAGCUUUAUCUACAUGCUGUGCCGCAUGCAUACCUUCUCUCAAUAUAUUUUAUCACAAUCCCAGAAUUGCAAAGAAACCAUGUUUUUAUUGAACCAUUAUAUAUAGUGGGAGGGUGGAGUGGGGUUUUUCUCAGAAGGGUCGUAGGAGAUGGGUGAUCUGAUAUAAUGGUCUGGUGUUUCAGUGUAUCUGAAGUACAUGCACACGAAAGCUUAUACCCAGAACAAACUUAGUUAGUCUCUAAGGUGCUACUGGACAAAUUUUUUAUUUAUUUCGACUUUGUCAGACCAACACAGCUACCUACCUGAAUCUAGUUCCAGAUUACAUAUCAUCAUUCCCUGUUCCCAAAAUUUUAAUCUUCAGUUUAUUGCUGGGGGAGGUGGAGAGAGAGAUCAGGUCACAUGUUUGAUCUCUUAAGUUGUAUUUUCCUACAAAGGACAGCAGUCUCUGCCUAAAACUUGCUGUUUUUUCACUAUGUAGCAAAGGAAUUUUAAAACAUUCACUGUAGUGGUUUUCAAAACACUAACAGGUACACUAACCAAUUCCAUUAGUCAGUAAUUCGUUUAAAAAUAAAUCAAAAUAUAAUGUCUAUAAUUGACUAUAUCUUGAGGGAUUGGGAGCUGUGGUACUCAUGUUCACUCCAAAGCUUGGGUGGGAAUGUGAGUUCCCCAUGGAACUUUUAGAUGUUGACCAUGUGUUGAUAUGCUAAUUGUUGCCUGUUCAUCUUUAUAGAAUGAUGUCCAAACAGCCAAGGAGUUUAUUAAAAUCAUUGAGCAUGCAGAAAAUGAGUACCAGGUAAGAGUAUUGUUCUUUAACAAUAUUUGUUUUAAAUUAACACCUUUAGAUUACAGAAAGAACAUUUUAUUUUCUAAGCUGCAUCCAUUUAUUGCAUUUAUAUCCCACCUUUGUUCUGUAAUAGAACUCAAUAGCUUUCAUUGGAUUCCUAUGCAGUCUGUCGCCCAGGCACUGCCUAGACCUGCCAAACUUCAGUAAGGUUCCCAUGUUCAAGGCCCUUCAUGCAAUGCCCUAUGAUAAUCGGUGUAUUAUCUCCCCAUUUAUGUAUUUAUUUAGUUACUGGAUGCACCAUAACUGACAAGGAAUGUAGUUUUUCUUCUCUAUACAGUCAUAUAUGUGUGUGGUGCCCAUUGGGUCUGGUAGGAUCGAAGGCAAAGAAGCCAACAGGAGGUGGAGCCAGAGGCAAUGACAGGCAGAGCCAACUGAUCUUAGUUUUGUUCCCCAUCCACCUCCUUGCUAAGUUCUGCAAAGGCAACACUGAGACUGAGGGGUAAGAAGCCAACAGCCGCUAUCACCUCCUGGACUGGUUGUAAGAUGGGGGGGUGGCUAAGGAGGAAACGUUAGUUGGUGGGACAGUGCCUCAAUUGUCCUAAUGGACCAGCCUCCACUGCAAGCAUAAUUACAGGGUUUAUAUAAUUAUACAAAUUGCCUAAUAAAGAAAGAUCUGGGGCAGGAUUUAAAAGUGAAUAUAACGAUAGAAUAGAACUAUAAAGAGUAGACUUGAGAACAGAAACUCAUGAGCAACAAUUCUUUUCCCCAUUCCCAUCCUUAAUUAUUUGACUCAUAACUCCAGGAAAUGGAUACUUUCCCUAUCAUGGUACUGUACACUAGGGGCCUGGUUUCUGACCUGGCUCCCUCCCCACCCCCAAUGAAGUAGACAGUAGGGCAUGACUAUGUUGGUAAGUUAUUUCAGAAUAAUGUGCAAUUGUCUGUAUUUCCAGAACAUAAGCCUGUAGGUUAGGCACAGGGAACCUCUAGCCUGCCAGGCUUCUAAAUCUGGCCCCUAGUGCUCGCGCUAUACCGCACCCUUUAUAUAUAGUGGUACAAAUUCAGACACUUACCUUACAUGUCUACUGGAUACAUCUACAAUUUCCAGGGACAUCAUACAGUUGUCAGUGUAUUUAUAUCAUGAUCAAGAAAGUUAUAAGCUACUUAUCUCUGGUUUGCAGAGAAUCACAGAUUUAGAGAGCCAGCUUUCAGCUGUUACAAUGGGCAGCGACACUUCUACCUGUGGACUUUGUGCCCAUGUCUGCCGUCAUGAGCAGUGUGAGCUAUAGGAAUUUCAGUGAUCUCAUUCAAAGGUUCAAAGGUUGCUGCACUGGUGCAGUCAGCGUUCCAUAUGCAGGAGGAGAGGGGGAAGUAUCAUAGCAGAACUGGAGGAAACAAUACACUUGUCAUUCAGAAUUAGAGUGGCUCCAAGUACACAGUAGAGUGUUGAAGCCCUGUCCAGAUCAGUAUGUGGCAAUAGUAUUGACAGUCUUUAGACCGUGUUAAGUAGGGUGUGGCAGCAGAUCCAUUGUGUAGGAAGAGGCUAUUUCUUGCUUUUGAAAUCCAAUCACUCCCAUCCUUUUUUUUCCCUACAUGAUUGCAACAAUUCUGGAUUUAAGCACAUGGAUCUUCUGUUACCACUAGUCUGGCUCUUGGUUGUCAUUGUUAACCAUGCUGCUCACCCUAAGGUUCCAGGUGGAUUGCAACACUUUAAACUACAACAUGAAAAACAGUUUUAAAAUUUACAAUUACAAAAAUUACCAUCCUAAGAAAUAGUGUGGGUCCUGAAAAUAUACAUUUCAUGUGGGGUUCUUUUUAAAGGAACAAAGGACGCUGCCUUGUACAGAGUCAAAUCAUUGGUUCAUCUAACUCUGCACUGUCUAUACUGACUGGCAGGGUUUCAGGCAGGAUACUUUCCCAGCCCUACCUGAAAGUGCUUGAGAUUGAACCUAAAACCUGUAUGCAGAUACACUACUAAAGAAGUGUGGCCUUUCCCCAAAGAAAGGAGUCCUAAUGUUUCUUUCUUUGCUGUACAGUGUACUAAUUUCAUGGGUAAGCAUUCACUCAGAAGCUUGCAUUGAGGUGACAUAGAAAGGCUAUACUGUACAGUCGUACCUCGGCUCCUGAACGCCUUGGGAGUUGAACAUUUCGGCUCCCUGAUUGAAAACCGGAGGUAAGCGUUCCGGUUUUCGAACGUUCUUUCAGAAGCCGAACACGGCUUCCAAUUAGCUGCAGGAGCUUCGUAUCAAUCAGAAGCUGCGUAUUGGAAGUUGAACAUUUCGGAAGUGGAACAGACUUCCGGAACAGAUUCUGUUCGACUUCCAAGGUACAACUGUACUUCUACCACUUGUUUGGCCAUGUUGGCUGAGUGAACCAAGGGGUAGCUAAAACAUGUCAAGAGAUAACCAGUCUUAAGGGAACUUGUUUAUGUAUCAUCAAGCUCUAACCUCUAGCUCACUAACUUGUUUACAGACAGCAAUCAGUGAAAAUUAUCAGACAAUGUCAGAUACCACGUUCAAAGCCUUACGUCGCCAACUGCCUGUCACCCGCACCAAGAUUGACUGGAACAAAAUCCUCAGCUACAAGAUCGGCAAGGAAAUGCAGAAUGCUUAA
Molecule: messenger RNA, 16523 nt
Organism: Podarcis lilfordi (Lilford's wall lizard)
Lineage: Eukaryota; Metazoa; Chordata; Lepidosauria; Squamata; Lacertidae
Source: the annotation of a GenBank genome assembly